Messenger RNA from Cuculus canorus (common cuckoo), 3323 nucleotides. RefSeq names its product fibronectin type III domain containing 5 (gene FNDC5). The record is from RefSeq and is a predicted model, not a curated record. Gene Ontology annotation, biological process: positive regulation of brown fat cell differentiation. The coding region runs from base 304 to 1143 and encodes 279 amino acids. Gene Ontology annotation, molecular function: protein binding. NCBI's taxonomy places the organism in Eukaryota, Metazoa, Chordata, Aves, Cuculiformes, Cuculidae. The transcript has 5 exons.
GGUCCGUUGGUGCUGGUGCAGCGUGUUCUGUCCUGUAGGCUGUAGUGGAUGGUUGCUGGGUGUCCUCUGACCACCCAAGAGACGCCUGUCAGCCGCAAAAUGUGUAUAAAAAUGUUCUGUCAAAGUAUCAGGGAAAAGAAAAACACUCCCAUUCACUGCUUGUGAAUUUCAACCCCCCAAAGAGCUCGUCAAGGCACUGUUUUCCUUCUUCCAAGGCAGAUUUUGCAUUUCCUCCCAGCUGUCACUGUCAGACCAUCCCAGGGAACAUCAGGGACAACGCCGUAUGUGGCUGGGGAGGAUGAGAUGAAUGAGCUCCUCGGUGCUCUGCUCUUUCCAAGGGUCAGAUAUUUCACGUCUUACACAACUCAGUCUCAGUGGAGAUCUAGAACCUCACUGGUCCCUGGGACACGGAGCACCCGCACUUCCCAGGUCCUGUACGCAGCACCACAUAGUGGAAGGACCAUGAACAAGGUCCUUCCCAAUCCAUUCCUUCCCCUUGCUCUGUCUCCUGCCUGCAGCUGUGACUUUGCCCCUGUAAAGGCUUUGCUCUCCCUCCUUGCAGACAGCCCGUCGGCUCCAGUAAAUGUCACAGUCAAACACCUGAAAGCCAACUCGGCCGUGGUGACUUGGGAUGUUCUGGAAGAUGAAGUUGUCAUUGGAUUUGCAAUUUCCCAACAGAAGAAGGACGUGCGGAUGCUGCGCUUCAUCCAGGAGGUGAACACCACCACCCGCUCCUGUGCCCUCUGGGACCUAGAGGAGGACACUGAGUACAUUGUGCAUGUCCAGUCCAUCAGCAUCCAAGGCCAGAGCCCUGCCAGUGAGCCAGUCCUCUUCAAGACCCCCAGGGAAGCUGAGAAACUAGCCUCUAAAAAUAAAGAUGAGGUGACGAUGAAGGAGAUGGCAAAAAACCAACAGCUGCGAGCGGGGGAAAUCCUCAUCAUUGUUGUGGUGUUGUUCAUGUGGGCAGGGGUGAUCGCCCUGUUCUGCAGACAGUACGAUAUCAUCAAAGAUAAUGAGCCAAAUAACAGCAAGGAGAAAGCCAAGAGCGCCUCGGAGAACAGCACUCCCGAGCACCAGAGCGGAGGGCUCCUCCGCAGCAAGUUUCCAAAAAACAAGCCCUCAGUGAACAUCAUCGAGGCGUGACAGCCUGCCGUCUGAUCGAUGGACCAUUCCUCACUCUCACCGUCUGCCGCUGAGCCUUGAUGGCCAGGGAGGUGAAAUAUUGUUGGAGCGAUUUGAGAAGAGAUCUAGUGAUUGUCACUUGCUGGCAUGCACCUCCUCGCCUGCGCUCUGCAAAACAUCUGGCCAGAAAGAAAGAUCCUGCAAAAACAACCCUGAAACCCAGACAAUAAAGAUGGAAAAGCAUCAGAGAGAGAGAGAGCUGCUGCCGGUGGUCCUGUACUGGACUCAUGAAUCACCUGGGCUGGAGCAACUGCACUCAUCCACGGGCUCCUCUGCACCCUCACACUCCAUCUUCUGGAACAAUUUCCCUGUCUUUGGAGAUAGACCAGGGUUUGUUGUAUCUUUAACUCGUCUCGCCGUCACUCCAUUCUGACAGUAUUAAGGUGAGCGCAGGCAUCACUCACUGUCACUCCUCUCCAAGCAAGAAAGGAAGAAAGCUCAUGGCAGACACGACACCGGCAACCAGAUCUCGGCUGCUGUGUGCCCCUGGCUCGCUUCGUUCCAUUGAUGUGUGUUGUGUAACACGUGCAGGUGGGGUUUAAAACAAAAAUAAGAACAAAAGGCGUACCCUGGCUCCCUUCCCCACGGCGAGAGCUUCCCCGGUGGCUCUCCAGUUGGGCUGCAGCACAUCUCCACCACUGCUGUCUCUCCUGUCUCGCACUGGUGCUCUUCAUCUUGGAUAAUCACAGCACACUGAAUGCUGAGGCUCAGACCAAUGUGGGGGGAAAACAGAAGCCGUUAUUUAGCUUCCAGGAUAAUUUCAACCAUUUUCAUAAUGGUCUUUUUCAGCCAGGCCCGACUCCACCACCAGUGUGAGAAAAGGCCCAUUAAAAUGUAGCCAGUCAGCAAAAAAAAAAAGAAAAGAAUAAACUCCCAAUACCGGUUGCUAUGCAAGGGUCUCCGGCAGCCACGGCCAUUCACUGCGAAAGGCUCUUGCCUAAGGGACCUUUUUCUGAGGGCUUAAGUUCUUAAAUUGCUUCUUUUCAUAGGGUUCCUGAGGGAAGGUCUGGUUCUCCCCACACGUCCUGUCUGCACUAUUUUUGUGGCGCUGUAAAGCCAGGCGCGUGUGGGAGGCGAUCCUCUGCGAAGAGGAUGGCGAGGAACAGAAAGGGGGCUGGGGUUCUCCUCUCUUUUACUAAGUGCUCGCUGUUUGUAAGCUGACAGGAUCCCCGGGACUGCUGGUGCUCUGGAAGCUGGGAGAUGCAAGUCCAUCACACAGGAAAGACUCACUCUGUAGCGUGCCAUGGGGUAUCUGUGUUUAUUUAACUACUCCCUGAGACCACUCCAUAUGCACUAGGGGAUGAGGCAAGAUCCCACUUGUUCCACCAAGUACCCAGACAGGUUGGCCCGAGUAGGGUUUGAAUCUCGUUACAACAAACCUGCAUUCAGAUGAGCCGGGUUUCGAAGUCCCUGCGAAGAAGCAGGCUGGCAGUAACAGAAUUCAGCCGUCCCUCCUCUUCCACUGCUACCAGCCUUUCCAAAAUAGCUGAUGUGGGAGCGAGGCACUGGGAAGUCUGCUUGUGGAUGUGUUGGUGAACAAGCACAGGCUUCCCUUAUGCCGGUUCCAGAAGGCAGGCCAACCCCAAAGGUCUCUCCAGUGGAUCCUUUGCCAGAACAUACUCGUCCAUCACCACGAGGGAGAGGUCGACACCUCUGAUACAGACAGAGCAAUAAACAUUUUAUAAUGUACAAUAAAAGAUUAAAAGCAUGUCUUGUGUCCUUGUGACGUCCAAAUUCAGGAACAUUUCAUCCUCGCUGCUUUGUGCAGAACACCUACAGCAGGUCAGGGGACUUCCUCCAUAUUUCCCAGGGAAUACAGCACAAAAUGCUUCCUCAGUGUCUGGGUGUAGAAAACCAAAGAGGUUCAGAGUGCACGCUGGCUGCAGGACGAGGGGGAAAGACCUUAAACCAUGAAUAGCACCACAGCCAUACCUAGCGAGACUCUUCAGAUAUGUCUGUUGUCUCCUAAGAAAGAAUGUCACUUGGAAUCCAUACCCCUGUAAAGGGAGAUCUCGGACAGAUGGCACGGCAUGUGCAGAGCGAUCGGGGAGAUGCUCUCCCAUAAUCCUAAAGCAGCAGCCACGCAGGCAGUCUCGGAAGCCUGUGAGCAAGGGAAUUCAGCCGGCUGGCUCGGCAGAUAG